GAAGGAAAUAGCAUCAUGUUUAGCACAGUGCUAAACUACGUAUGCAUGCGGAUUCUUGGAGAAGGAAGAGAUGGUGGAGAAGACAAUGCUUGUAGAAGAGCUCGUAGUUGGAUUCUUGAUCAUGGUAGUGCAACUCAUAUACCAUCUUGGGGAAAGACUUGGCUUUCGAUACUUGGUGUAUUUGAUUGGAGUGGGUGCAAUCCAAUGCCGCCCGAAUUUUGGCUCCUUCCAUCUUUUCUUCCUUUCCAUCCAGCUAAAAUGUGGUGCUACUGUCGGAUGGUAUAUAUGCCCAUGUCGUAUCUAUAUGGAAAAAAGUUUGUCGGUCCUACAACACCUCUCAUUUUAGAGUUGAGAAAGGAGCUCUAUUCCCAGCCUUACCAUCAAAUUAAUUGGAGGAGAGCGCGUCAUUCCUGUGCUAAGGAAGAUAUAUAUUAUCCUCAUCCUUUACUACAAGACUUGAUCUGGGACACCCUCUACCUCUUUGGUGAGCCUUUUCUUACUCGUUGGCCUCUAAACAAACUAGUAAGAGAGAAAGCUCUUCAAGUCACCAUGAAACACAUUCACUAUGAAGACGAAAACAGUCGAUAUAUCACCAUCGGCUGUGUUGAAAAGGUUUUAUGCAUGCUUGCUUGUUGGGUUGAAAAUCCACUUGGAGAUUAUUUUAAGAAGCAUCUUGCAAGAAUUCCAGAUUAUUUAUGGGUAGCUGAAGAUGGAAUGAAAAUGCAGAGCUUUGGGAGCCAAGCAUGGGAUACAGCUUUUGCUAUUCAAGCCUUGCUUGCAAGUAAUUUGGCACAUGAAAUUCCGAAUGUAAUCAAGAGAGGACAUGAUUUUUUGAAAAAAUCUCAGGUGAAAGAAAAUCCUUCGGACGAUUUUAAGAGUAUGUAUCGUCACAUUUCUAAAGGAUCAUGGACAUUUUCUGAUCAAGAUCAUGGUUGGCAAGUUUCUGACUGCACUGCAGAGGGCUUAAAGUGUUGUCUACAUUUGUCAAUAAUGCCACCAGAACUUAUUGGUAAAAAAAUAGAAGUUGAGAGAUUAUACGAUUCUGUCAACAUUUUACUUUCUUUACAGAGUAAAAAUGGUGGUUUAGCUGCAUGGGAACCGGCUGGUGCACAAGAAUGGUUGGAAUUUGCACUUGGAGGAUUAGCAGCCGCAGGCAAGACUUACAACAAUUGUGCUGCUGUGCGCAAGGGAGUUGAAUUUCUUCUUAGAAUACAAAGACCGAAUGGUGGGUGGGGAGAAAGUUAUCGUUCUUGCCCUGAUAAGAAAUAUGUACCUCUGGAAGGAGGCAGAUCAAACUUGGUGCAUACCAGUUGGGCUUUGAUGGGUUUAAUUCAUUCUGGCCAGGCCAAUAGAGAUCCAACACCUCUUCAUCGUGCAGCAAAAUUGAUAAUUAAUUCUCAACUGGAAAAUGGUGACUUCCCCCAAGAAGAAAUAACUGGUGUGUUCAUGAAGAACUGCAUGUUACACUAUGCAGCAUAUAGAAACAUCUUCCCAUUAUGGGCUCUUGCAGAGUACCGCAAACAUGUUCCUUUGCCAACCAAAGGUCCCUAA
Molecule: messenger RNA, 1551 nt
Organism: Carica papaya (papaya)
Lineage: Eukaryota; Viridiplantae; Streptophyta; Magnoliopsida; Brassicales; Caricaceae
Source: RefSeq, a predicted model, not a curated record